Molecule: messenger RNA, 2344 nt
Organism: Striga asiatica
Lineage: Eukaryota; Viridiplantae; Streptophyta; Magnoliopsida; Lamiales; Orobanchaceae
Source: the annotation of a GenBank genome assembly
AUGAAAGACAUACUGGAAGAAGUAGAAAAGGAGGACCAGCCCAAUUCGGACUGGAAUCGGGUUGGGGCCGGGGAACGGAGAGUCCCGGAGGUUAGGUUUCAGAAUGGAGAGCAGAACAUUGUCGCACCUUUCCCUACCAAUCCCUCGCCGGUGAAUCUCGGCAUCGACAGCGGCUUUAAUGGGAAUUUUCUCUUUCGCGAGAAACAGCCCGCCUUCGUAGAACCCCGGGCCGAAUUGGUGAGAUCCGGCGACGGGCCGCUGCCUGCCGCCACGGUGAUGCAAACGCAGUUCCCCGAUUCGAAGCCCGAGUAUGGCGUGAUGACUAUCCCCUAUUGGUUUGCUGAUUUGUUCGCCUCUCAUUGUUGGUCGCUCUGUUUGGCCCAACAAAAUUCCAUGGAAGCGAUCAAACACAGACAUCCAGAUUCCCUGAGCGCAUGCACUGAAGGCUUAAUCUUUAUGCAGAAGGUGGAGAUUAAUGCUUUAGUGUUUGUUAGGCAAAAAUUUACUGAAGCUCUUGCAAGUCUUAUUGUUAACAAACUUAGAGCUGGAAUUAAGGUUUGUGUUGUGAAAGCACCUGGAUAUGGUGGAUAUGGUGAAACAGAAAGUCUUUUGCAAGAUCGUGCUGCCUUAAUGGGAGGCCAUGCAAGUACAUGUACAAGCAUUGCUUUCAAAAUACCUCAUAAUUUCAUUAUUGAUCAAACUAAUCUGUACAAGAAUGCUCGCAGACGCAAACUGAAACUAUUUGCAGAUUUUGUAACGCUUGCUGCUGUGGUCUUUCCAAGAGUAGAAAAAAUCAAAUUUCAUGGUGAUAAGAGAUUUCAAGAGAUGGGAAAGGCAACUGAUCAAGAAGGUAAUGAGAUGUCAGCCAAUUAUAAUCUGCCCACAAUCAAGGACAUGAAUAUAGCUGAUGAAUACUUCGAUCAGCUAAUUGUGGCAUAAACUCCACCAAUGUCAUACAACAUGAGGAGAAUGCACAAAACUGUUGAUUUGGAAUGGGACACGACGAGUCUAGCCUCUUCACCAUGCUGUUGGAGGAUAAUAUACCGAGGCCAUAAGAUUGUUGCUUCUUUGUGGGGCUUGUCCAACCAAAACAAAACUUAUAGAAAAGUAAGCGUAUGUUUGGAAUUUCCCUCCAGUUUUACUACAAACGAAAGGAAAAAUACAUCUGAACAUUGAACAUUGGCUCAGAUGCUAUUUGUAAAGACUUUACUGAGCUUUUUGAUUCUGGAAGUGAAGCGAGAAAGACAUUGGAAGAGGCUACUGAGGUUAUGCUUGGCCUUUAAAUUAUGAAGCAACAAUAAUUGAAUACAAAAUACUACAUCAAGACCAGGUCACCCACAUAUUUUAUCUACAGUUGCUGAGUUACAGUUUUAUUUGUUCAAUUAGUCUAUAAUUUAUGGGUCGAGCACAUGAGGUUUUAACCAUAUUUGUUGUUUCAUUCACUUGUCUUGCCAAGUUAAAAAACAGUGUAGAAUUUAUUUUCCAAUAGCUACAGAUUAGCCAUUUCGUUAUUCUUCCACAUGCAUGUGUGCCUGGAGCAUUUUUUACACUUGAAGGUGAGUUCUUUUUCUGUAUAUGAGAAAAAGGGAGUCGAGAAUUUCUGUGAGAGAAAUGUCACCAUAUUAGUAAAUUAUAAUUAAAUCAAGCAGCCUUUUUCGCUUUUUUGUUUUAGUUUCAGGCAUGAUAAAUGAAGUGGGUGAAGUUGUUUGACAUUCCCUAAGACUGUUGCACCAUAUGCUCAUGUUCUGCAUGUGUUUCUUUCUUCAAAUAUCUAAAACAUGUAAACAACUUCCAAAACACAAUUAAAAUUAUGUGGUCAAUUUAUGUUGCAAAAUUUGUUAGAUUUAAGACAGUAAUCGUUGAUUAGGACACACAGUUCAAAUGUCAAGAAAACAAACAAUGUACUAUACUGCCCAUUCUUUUUCCUCAUUUUGCAUCGAUUGAUGAUUGUUUUAUCUAGCAACGGUUAUUAUUAUUCUUCAGGCAUGAUCGCCCGCUACCUCUUUGCCUCAUCGGGUCUAGAGAAUGAAGACAUCGUGAAACAACUCCGUGGUCUCUUAAAGCUGCGCAUUCGAGUUCUUGGGUUGGUAAGAGAAGCUCGAAAAGCAACAAUGCGACAAAUUGGGAGACACAUAUCUAUGGUCUUAUGGUGCACUUUUAAAUAUCUGGAUGAUGUUUAAAACCAAGGGAAUUUAGAUUGAGAGUGGUUCUUUUGUUGUUGCAUGUUUAGGCUUCAGAUUUCAUAUUUAGUCAUGUAUUACUUUUGAGUUUCUUUCCCCUUUUUUUGGUAGAUUUCUGUUUCAAUGGUAGGGGUUUAACUAAUUAAUACACAUGGUAAACAACC